UUCAUCGUCCUGGCAAGACGCGACGAGUCGGUUUCAAGCUAGUGAUACGCGUUGUUAAAGUUAGUGUCGUCACUGCAGGGACAGCGCCUCGAGUUCUAGAAAAGUGGCAUCAGUCUUGAUUUCAACCAUCGCUCGACCCGUUCAUAUAUCGCACGUGGAUUUCUAUGUGACAAUCAGAAAACGGAAUGGCAAUGUGCAGUAACAAUUUAUGUUAUCUCUUCACGUGAUUUCACUUCAGUUCGUUUUAAAAAUUAGCAAUAAAUCACCAUGGUAACGACGGAUAUACACAACCAUCUGAUUGCGAGCUUCAUAUGCUAUUUUAGUCACAGUAUAAGUGAGUGUACCGCCGGUUUAGCCCGUCACUAAGUUACCGAAAUUACGUGAUGCUAACAAUGGGCGCGAGGACGGAGUGGUGAUUGUUUAGAACUGAACAUGCGCCGAACUUCAUAUAGUGGUUCAGAUACAGUCUCGAUGCACAUGGAGCUAACAAAACGCUGGCGAGACUCUUGUGCAUGAAGCUGAUGUACCAUGACACGAACAUGAAUGAACUAAGUGCCAUGAUGAUGCAGUAACAAUGGGCCAGCUGUGGUCACUGGCACUACUGUCCACUUUGCUGCUGACCACACUGUGGUCCUUGCGUGGUGUUAGAGGGCACCUGAACUUGUUCAUCAGUCAGGAAGAGGUCAGGAAGCUCCUAGGCUUGCAGGCGGAGCUAUUCUAUGUGCGAGAGGGCGUGGUCAACACUUAUGCCAUGAACUUCGUAGUGCCCGUGCCAGCACACAUCUCUGAGCUCGAAUUCUCGUGGCAAUCUCUCACAAAAAAUCCGUUGCCGUAUGUCCUGUCCAUCGACUAUGGGAACCACGAGGCACUGAGCCCCCCACAGUUGAACAUCUCUAACAGGGGGCUCGUGCCCACCAGGGUGCAGACGUUCAGGGUUCGGUUCCCGUGCACGGGCCUGCAGAGUGCAGAGAUCGAGGUGCUGCUGCAGCUGAACAUCAGCACAUACAACCCACUGCACAACGAGACGUCACUCAACUUCCGGCGGAACAAGAUCUGCCUCAAACAAGAUGCAACUCCCCGAAACGACUCUAUACGCCUGGAUCCAGGCUCACUAGUGACAUCUAGCGGUACCUUCUACGUAGCAGUUGGUUGUGCAUGUGUCAUGAUCGUCGUAGUGAUUGCAGUGACAUCUGUUGUCUACGUCAAGAGCAAGAAAGCAAGGACCCAAGAAUCUCUGCAUACAACUUACACUACCGCCGCCUAUGGUAGUAACCCGAAUGUCUUCAUUCGAUUGGAUUCAAUUGGCCGUGCUGGUAGCGUGGGAAGCGGGAGUUACGCAACUAUAGCCAGCUUCCACAAGUUACCUCUUCCGCUGUCACGGCGAUCAUCACCGUCACCCAGCCCUUACGCAACGGCAAAUAUCGGAUCUGCCGUUGGAAGUGCAACUUACAUCACCUCCACCAAUGGGAGUGGUCGAUACAGCCACCAUAUCUACUCCAAACCAGCUUCCACAUAUUGUCCGUCUCGAGUGUCGUACUACGCGUCAUCACAGCUGACGCAUCUGUCACAGGUUACGCUGCAUGACCCACGUCUGCAAGAUCCUGCGAGUCGUCUGCGCGACCUAGCGACGCCAUGCAGAACUAUCACGCCUCAUACCCUUCUGCACGAAGGAACGUUCGGAAGGGUUUAUAGGGGCGAAUACGCGGAUGAAGACACGGGAACCCAUACAGACGUGCUCAUCAAAACGGUGUCCGACCAAGCUUCGAAGCUACAGGUGUCACUGAUGUUGGCAGAGGGUACCAUGCUCCAUGGACUCUUGCACAAGAACGUUCUGCCUGUUCUCGCUGCCGGUCUUGACAACUUGAAGCAACCACUUCUCGUAUAUCCAUACUCAAACAAGGGAAACCUGAAAAGGUUCCUACACAACUGUCACCAGAGGGGGGAGGAGCAAUAUACUCUACUCACUCAAGACAUCGUGGACAUGGCGAUACAAGUGGUUCUAGCCAUGCUGUUUCUUCACAGUCAGAGGAUUUGUCACAAAGACUUGGCCACGCGUAACUGCGUGGUGGAUGAGAAAUUGCGGGUGCGCGUAACAGACAACGCCCUGUCACGUGACCUGUUCCCGACAGACUACUACUGCCUUGGCGACAAUGAGAACCGACCCAUUAAGUGGCUGGCCAUAGAGAGCCUCCAACACAAGCAGUUCACGGGCGCCUCGGAUGUGUGGUCUUUCGGAGUUCUGCUGUGGGAAUUAACCACGCUUGCGCAACAGCCGUACUUGGAAGUGGAUCCGUUUGAGAUGGCGGCCUAUCUUCGUGACGGCUACCGCCUCGCACAACCAGUCAACUGCCCCGACGAACUGUUCGCAUUGAUGGCAUGCUGCUGGUUGGGAGUGCCUGAAGAAAGGCCCACGUUUGUUCAGCUGUUGGCCUGCCUACAAGAGUUCUAUAAAGCCCUCGGUCGCUACAUAUAAAUCCAUUUGUAACGGUCAACCUGAUGCACCAUUUCAUCAAUCACUGCCAACUGUGGGUCCACGACUUCGCUUCCAUCUGCUGGUCAGCACAAGGAACUACCUCACAUUUACACCGGAGGACAAGUGAUUGCAUGAUACUGCUCUGUGCAAUGUCUCCGCGUCUACACUGAAUAUAACAGUACAGGGAACGAAACUGUAACCCCGGCUCUCUUCUGUACGUUGAGAUUUUAAGUAGCGAAAUGUCUGUCUGUUUAGACUCUGUAUUGGUUUCCAAUCUUUUCUGAAUCACGUACCGAUAAAACAACGGCGUUUUCUGGAGACUGGUACGUUAUACAGUACAAAUAUUAGUCCACAAAUCUAUCACUAGUUAUUCAUAAUAUAAAAAUUAACGCUUUUUUGUGGGAUUAAAAUGCGAGGUACUCUUAAACACAAUUACGAAGUAUUCGUAAUUGGAUGCUAUGAAUAAGAGAACAUAAAACAUAUAUUCCAUAAAAAAAUUAAUAGAAUGCUAUUAAGUUUUCAUGAAGAAACGAUAAACAAAAAAAAUCCUAGUUUUAAAAAUUUUCUACUAUUUUCUUAGUAGAAAGACAAAGGAAUAGAACAUAAUUGGAAAAGUAACAUAAAAUAAAACGUGAACUGACAGCGGUGUGCUGAACAUCAGUCCAAAAAUGCUGAUUUAUCAUACGGCGUUUGAAUCCAUUGACCUAAAAAUGGAGCAUUGGGGUACUGUUAGAAUGGAAGAUUGUGGAUCUGAAUUAAACCUGUUCGUUUCAUUGCACUAAUACUAAGUUACUUUUUAAUUUAAAUAGAAAUUAUAUAGUCUAAAAUGGUCUAAUCUGGAUGAAAAAAUGUGUGAAUACAUUUCGCAGUCUACAAAUCCUGUUCAUAAAUAUUUCAUGUUAUAUUUAAAAAGGUGAUCCCAAAAGUAUUAACGCAGAUCACUAAAAUCUGUGGUUUGAGACAUCCCGCAUUAUGCACUUUAUGUAUAUUUAUAAAAUUACUGAUUAUGAAUUAAUUUUGUGACUUGACUACAUUAUGCUAGAAACUCUACGGGUUGUUCAGAAUUCAUAAAAGAGUGAAAUAACAUCUUAUGAAAAAUAUGUUGCAAUAAGCAAAUAUAUACAGCAAAAGGAGGGCUUAUAAAGCUACUUGAACAACUUCGGCGUUGGUCCCCUUCACUUCAAGCAUGGCAUAUUAAUAUAUCGCUCCGUCUCACUUGUUUCCGUCUAUAUUUAUUUCGUAUUUGUCACUGAAAGAAACGCCAUCUCCUCACAGUUGAUGCUAUUUCCGCAAUAAAAUUCAUGUAACCAUAAAAAUAUACAGCGAGAGGGAAGUUUCUUUAAAUAGAAAACAGCACGUUCAGGUUUAAACAGGCCUAUUAAUUUCCGGUUCUUGCUGCAAGUACACUUGCACAAGAAAUCAAUGGCUCCCAGAAUUAAUCAUUCCAUACCCCUCUUCGUUGAAAAGCCAGAAAUUUUCCAUCUCAAAUAGUUCAUAGUUUCUUCCCACUGUUUCUCCCUU
Molecule: messenger RNA, 3994 nt
Organism: Cryptotermes secundus
Lineage: Eukaryota; Metazoa; Arthropoda; Insecta; Blattodea; Kalotermitidae
Product: tyrosine-protein kinase Dnt
Exons: 14
Coding region: 575-2473 (632 amino acids)
Biological process (GO): cell surface receptor protein tyrosine kinase signaling pathway; multicellular organism development; protein phosphorylation
Cellular component (GO): signaling receptor complex
Molecular function (GO): protein kinase activity; ATP binding
Source: RefSeq, a predicted model, not a curated record